CGCUCCGCCGGGCUCCAGCGAGCCUCCCGCGGCCGUGCCGUGCCGUGCACUCCGCCGGGCUCCAGCGAGCCUCCCGCGGCCGUGCCGUGCACUCCGCCGGGCUCCAGCGAGCCUCCCGCGGCCGUGCCGUGCGCUCCGCCGGGCUCCAGCUCUCACUACCGGGUUCGGUCUUGGCGCUCACAUGGAGGCGAUCGCUUCUCGGUCCAUGUGGCUGCCGCUGUAAAGGGAUCCCUGUGUAACCCGCCAGCUCUCCUCAUGCCAUAAAAGGCAAUGUUUAAAAAAACAUCGCAGCGUUUGGACUUUCGGCCGUCCGACCCUUGUGCUCUUGCCUCGCAACGCGGGAUCCGAGCCGCGGCUUUACAACAAAUGAAUCGGGAAAGGGGAGAAUCGAUUGCGCGACCGGGGUGUAUGAACAGAAAAAAGAGGAGGAACAGAGGCAGCAUCUCCAACACCAUCACACUGAGCAAGGGGGCUCCCCAGGGCUGUGUGCUCAGUCCACUGCUGUUCACUCUGCUGACCCACGACUGUGCUGCAACACACAGCUCAAACCACAUCAUCAAGUUCACCGAUGACACGACCGUGGUGGGUCUCAUCAGCAAGAACGAUGAGUCAGCUUACAGAGAGGAGGUGCAGCGGCUAACGGACUGGUGCAGAGCCAACAACCUGUCUCUGAAUGUGAACAAAACAAAAGAGAUGAUUGUUAACUUCAGGAAGGCACGGAGCGACCACUCCCCACUGAACAUUGACGGCUCCUCGGUAAAGGUCAUUAAGAGCACCAAAUUUCUUGGUGGCCGAGAACACCAGCUCCAUAGCAAAGAAAGCCAGCAGCGUCUCUACUUUCUGCGAAGGCUGAGGAAAGUCCAUCUCCCACCCCCCAUCCUCAUCACAUUCUACAGGGGUUGUAUUGAGAGCAUCCUGAGCAACUGCAUCACUGCCUGGUUCAGAAAUUGCACCAUCUCGGAUCACAAGACCCUGAAGCGGAUAGUGAGGUCAGCUGAGGAGAUCAUUGGGGUCUCUCUUUCCACCAUUACGGACAUUUUCACUACACGCUGCAUCCGCAAAGCAAACAGCAUUAUGAAGGACCCCACGCACCCCUCUUACAAACUCUUCUCCCUCCUCCCUUCUGGGAAAAGGCAUUCUGGCUCUCACGACCAGACUAUGUAACAGUUUCUUCCCCCAAGCUAUCAGAUUCCUCAAUACCCAGAGCCUGGACUGACACCUUACUGCCCUACUGUCUUGUUUAUUAUUUAUUGUAAUGCCUGCACUGUUUUUGUGCAUUUAUGCAGUCCUGGCUAGGUCUGUAGUCUAGUGUAGUUCUUUUUCUGUGUUGUUUUUUACGUAGUUCAGUCUAGU
Hypanus sabinus (Atlantic stingray) is the source of this 1353-nucleotide messenger RNA. RefSeq lists its product as uncharacterized. The coding region runs from base 271 to 1164 and encodes 297 amino acids. NCBI's taxonomy places the organism in Eukaryota, Metazoa, Chordata, Chondrichthyes, Myliobatiformes, Dasyatidae. The transcript has 2 exons. Gene Ontology annotation, molecular function: 2-oxoglutarate-dependent dioxygenase activity; methyltransferase activity. The record is from RefSeq and is a predicted model, not a curated record.